Messenger RNA from Oxyura jamaicensis (ruddy duck), 1890 nucleotides. RefSeq names its product acetyl-CoA acyltransferase 2 (gene ACAA2). NCBI's taxonomy places the organism in Eukaryota, Metazoa, Chordata, Aves, Anseriformes, Anatidae. Gene Ontology annotation, molecular function: acetyl-CoA C-acetyltransferase activity. Bases 121 to 1314 code for a protein of 397 amino acids. The transcript is spliced from 10 exons. The record is from RefSeq and is a predicted model, not a curated record. Gene Ontology annotation, biological process: fatty acid beta-oxidation.
CAAACAAUCGAAUCGACAAAAAAGCGGCGCCUGCGCGGAAAGCGACACAGGCGCCUCCUCUCUUGGCGUGGCGAAUGUGCGGAGGGGCGCUGUAGAGGGCGGGCGCGGAGCGGGGCGGCCAUGGCGCUCCUCAGGGGUGUCUUCAUCGUUGCGGCGAAGCGAACUCCUUUCGGCACCUACGGCGGCUUGCUGAAGGACUUCACGGCCACCGAUCUGACCGAACAUGCCGCUCGGGCUGCCCUGGCUGCCGGCAAGGUCUCGCCUGAGAUCAUCGACAGCGUCAUCGUUGGCAGCGUCAUGCAGAGCUCUGCCGACGCCAUUUACAUCGCGCGACACGUCGGGUUACGGGUGGGAGUUCCUGUCCCGGUUCCAGCCCUCACCGUCAACAGACUUUGCGGCUCUGGUUUCCAAGCCAUCGCCAAUGGAUGUCAGGAAAUUUGCCUCAACGACUCCGAAGUGGUCCUGUGUGGUGGAGCUGAAAACAUGAGCCAGGCCCCGUACGCAGUCCGAAACAUUCGAUUUGGAACCAGAUUAGGAGCAGAACUCAAGUUGGAGGACACGCUGUGGGAAGGUCUGACUGACACGCACGUGAAAAUACCCAUGGCGGUUACAGCCGAAAACCUGGCUGCGAAGCACGGCAUCACGCGGGAGGACUGCGACCGCUACGCCUUCAAAACGCAGCAGAGAUGCAAAGCUGCUCAAGAGGCCGGUCGUUUUAACGCUGAGAUGGCGCCGGUGGAAGUGAAGACAAAAAAAGGGAAAGAAAGCAUGCAAAAGGACGAGCACCCGAAACCCCAGACCACUCUGGAACAGCUGGCAAAGCUCCCGACCGUCUUUAAAAAGGAUGGGACGGUCACAGCUGGGAAUGCUUCAGGGGUGUGCGAUGGAGCCGGCGCCGUCAUCGUGGCCAGCGAAUCGGCCCUCAAAAAGCACGGUCUCACUCCUCUGGCGAGGGUAGUAGCUUAUCACUCAUCUGGCUGCGACCCUUCCAUAAUGGGCAUCGGCCCUGUACCUGCCAUUACCGAGGUUCUGAAGAAAGCAGGACUGACCCUGAAGGACAUGGAUUUGAUAGAGGUGAACGAGGCAUUUGCACCUCAGUAUCUGGCCGUGGAAAAAGUGUUGGGCCUCGACCCUGAAAAAACCAACGUCAACGGAGGCGCCAUCGCUAUCGGUCAUCCCUUGGGUGCUUCGGGAGCACGGAUCACAGCUCAUCUGGUUCACGAAUUAAGGCGUCGUGGUGGGAAAUACGCCGUUGGGUCAGCUUGCAUUGGAGGUGGACAAGGUAUUGCUCUUCUCAUUGAGAACACCGCCUGAGAAAUUUCUGGAGACAUCGGCGUUGCCCAAAUUUACUAAUCCCGUGGAAAAAGCUCUGUUUUCUGUGACAGUAAAGCAUCACUGCCUCCCUUCACGUAUUCCUGCAAGAUUGAGGAAUAACCGAGAAGUCUGAAUUCUGAACGGGGAGAUUCAGUAACGUCUUUGUACCUAAAGCAAGUGUAGUACCAAUGUAAUUUCACACUGAUGAAGUAUUUUCUAAAAGCCUCUUUUCAAUCAAGUUUAUUAUAUUUCCGUAGGCAAAAUUCGUUUCAUUUCCUGAGGAAAUUGCCUGUCAAACUUUCACCAAGCCUGCCUUAAAAUAGCAGUGCGGCUUGUUAAGCCGGUAUUGCUUUAACUUUCCUUACUUCAGCUGCUGCUGCUGUCUGGCACAUGUGCCUCUUUUAUCAUCAGGAAAUGUGCAAACUUAAUUGGAGACCGUCUGAAGUACGUACCGGUUGUGGAUCGAUGGCUCUGACCCGUACCCUGCUAUUUUGCAAGGUAAAAGAGAAUGAGGGGGAGCUGAAAUUGUCAUUGUGCCUCUUAAAAAGAACAAUAAAGGUAAUGAAAAAGGGCUCA